This is a messenger RNA of Stylonychia lemnae, 981 nucleotides long. NCBI's taxonomy places the organism in Eukaryota, Ciliophora, Spirotrichea, Sporadotrichida, Oxytrichidae. The record is from the annotation of a GenBank genome assembly.
AUGGACAUGAAUACAUAGACUAAAAUUCUUGAGGCAGUCUUGACAAAGCCUGAGAACAAAACUUGUGCUGAUUGCAACAUGAAGAAUCCAAAAUGGGCCUCAAUUACUUUUGGAACUUUUGUCUGCUUAAGAUGCUCAGGAAUGCACAGAUAACUAUAAGUUCAUAUAACAAAGAUAAAAUCAGUUAACCUUGAUAAAUGGCAACCUGAAGUUGUUGAGUUAUACAAAUACAUCAAUAACUAUAUUGCUAAUUCAUACUGGGAGUAAAGACUACCUUAGGGAUAUAACAAGUUAACGAUUGAUUCUAGUCCUUCUGAGGUUGAAUCAUUUAUUAAGGACAAAUAUGUUAAUAAGAGGUGGGUAAAUACUGCUAUGUCUGAAGACCCUGCUAAAUUAUACUAUAGAUCAAGAGAUGAAUUUGAAUAAUAUGCGAGAAGGUUAUAUGGAUCUGAAGAAACUAUUGCUACUGUAAAUAAAGACGACAAAAACUAAAGUACAGAUGCUUAGAAAAAAUAGAAUGUCCAAAUUAAGACAUAGCAGAAUUAGAAUUAAAAUUAAAAUAGCAGUGAUAGAAAAGAUUAGCAAGCGAUUAACUAGAUGAGCCAUCAUAGCUAAUCUAACACAUAGUUAGAUAUUGGAGAUUUAAUAAAUCUUGAUGCUCCUAGCAAACCAUCUCAUUCUUAGUCGAAUCAAAAUAUACUCAAUUUCAGUAAUCAAAUGAACUAGCCCCAAUAAUUUAUUCAAUCUAAUAACUUCAAUUAAAUGAACCAAGCAGGUAUUAUAAUCAAAUGGGUAACAAUCAUAAGUUAAUAUGUUUUCUGGAUUGAAUAUGAGUCAGUAACCUUAAAGAAUAAUAUGAAUUUAUUGAUCUAGCAGUAGAUGAUGAAAAACUAAAUGCAGCAGCAAUAUCAGUUCCAACAAAAUCCUUAAUAGUAUUCCUUCAAUUAAGGAAAUAUGAUGAUGAUGAACAUACCCAAAUGA